Molecule: messenger RNA, 3756 nt
Organism: Ramularia collo-cygni
Lineage: Eukaryota; Fungi; Ascomycota; Dothideomycetes; Mycosphaerellales; Mycosphaerellaceae
Product: related to DNA repair protein Rhp26/Rad26
Exons: 1
Coding region: 1-3756 (1251 amino acids)
Biological process (GO): transcription-coupled nucleotide-excision repair
Cellular component (GO): nucleus
Molecular function (GO): ATP binding; ATP-dependent chromatin remodeler activity
Source: RefSeq, a predicted model, not a curated record
AUGGCCGACCACGACAGCCACGCGGAAAUGGAGCAUGAGCACGAGACACCGGUGGUCUCUCUUCACAAAGAAGACAGCAGCAUUCCUCCUCUCACUACCGAGUCCUCCAACCUCGCCGCCGACCUCGACGAUGGCGAAUUCGCAGGCGAUGAAGCAGCUCAACUCGCCCAACUGGCCACCGGCGUGCGCGAUCAAGACGACCUCGAGCGAGACAUUGGCCGGCAAGCAGACCAGCUCCUCUUUGAACAGGCCGAUGAGCGGGAUCGAAAGCGCCUUGAAAAGACCCAAAAGGAACUCGACAGACUAAAGACCAAUAUCCGCGCGCUAGAGAAAAAGUUGACCGAGUUCGGGAACCUGGCGACGAAGACGAAGCUGAGGAGUGAGCGCGAUCAUUACACUGCCAUGCUAGGUCUACUCGAGAAGGAUCUCCAGCAAAUUCAAAAGCGUAUGGAGGAGAGGCAGAAGGAGGCGAAUGGAGAGGGCAGGGAGGGUCUCUUGGAGGAUGCGGGCAACAAGCAGAUGCCUGGCGAGAGUCGGAGAGAGUUUCUCAUCAGAACAGGAAAGAUUACUCCGUUCUCCAAAGUCGGAAUGCAUUUAUUAAAGCAGUCGUCAAGUUUGGGUGACGUUCUAUUAGAUGCUGAAGGUGGCAUAGAUGAGGAGGACGAAGAAGAGGGAUUGGAGGAGAAGGCGCAAGAGGAGGCCAAUGGCGCAGGGCCUGUCUCGCAUCGGAAUCUCCUGGCGCCUGGCUUUGAGCAGGCAGGAAGCAGCCCGGCAGAGGAUACCGAGUCAGAUGCUGCACUAGCGAGGAGACUCCAAGACGAGGAAUUUGCGUCAGAGAGGCCUGCAAAGAGACGGCGACUCCAGACGAAAAGAGCAGCAAGAGCGGCUUCGGAAGCAGUCAGUACUCCUGCUGAAGACUCGGACGCUCCCUUUGUUCCAGGCGAGGCAGCAACACACGACUCGGAGGAGGAUGGCGAGGUCGAUGAUGAUGACGAGGAUGGGGUCAUGCCCACGACUGCAGGCAUCAAGCGGAAGAGCAGGAAGAAGGCAGUACAGUCUACAGAGGCGGAGGAUUUGACUGGGAUUGAUGACGGGAAUGAGUCCGUCUAUCAAGCGAGAUUGAAGAGUUGGAUCUCACGAAGAAGUGCGGCGAGACGACAACAUACGAAACGACGAGGAUCAAAUGGAGAUGAGGCUUCUGAUGAUGACCACGAUGCCGAAGAGACUGUUCCUCAAACCGCCACGCCAGAAUGGCAAAUGCCUCAUCCCACCCGCGAGGACGCUGCUUUCGAGGGCGGCUUCAAGAUCCCGGGCGACAUCUACCCUUCCCUCUUCGACUACCAAAAGACUGGUGUGCAAUGGCUGUGGGAGCUCUUCGCGCAGCAAGUCGGCGGAAUCAUCGGUGAUGAGAUGGGACUUGGAAAGACCAUUCAGAUCAUUUCGUUCCUCGCCGGUUUACACUACUCUGGCAAGCUGAAGAAGCCCAUCAUUGUCGUCUGCCCUGCGACUGUGAUGAAGCAGUGGGUGAAUGAGUUUCAUCGAUGGUGGCCACCUCUGAGAGUCUCCAUCCUGCACACUUCUGGCAGCGGCAUGCUCGAUCUCGGUCGAGAAUCCCGGAUCGAAGACGACCUGGAGGAAGAUACCCACAGACGGAAGACCACACAAACCAAGGGCCACAAGUCCGCCAAGCGCAUCCUCGAUAGAGUCAUUCGUGAUGGACACGUCUUGGUCACUACUUACUCCGGCCUGCAAACAUACGCGGAACUGCUCAUUCCCACCGACUGGGAGUAUGCUGUUCUGGAUGAAGGACACAAGAUCCGCAACCCCAACACCGCCAUUACGAUCUACUGCAAAGAGAUUCGUACCCACAAUCGUGUGAUCCUCUCCGGUACACCUAUGCAGAACAACCUGACUGAGCUCUGGUCCCUUUUCGACUUUGUCUUCCCGAUGCGCCUCGGCACUUUGGUCAGCUUCAAAUCGCAAUUUGAGGUACCUAUCAAACAAGGCGGUUAUGCGAAUGCUUCCAACCUCCAAGUCGAGACCGCGCAGAAAUGCGCCGAGACUCUGAAGGACACCAUCUCGCCAUACCUCCUUCAGCGCUUCAAAGUGGACGUCGCUGCUGAUCUCCCCAAGAAGAGCGAGAGAGUACUGUUUUGCAAACUCACAAAGCUGCAGCGCGAUGCAUACGAGUUCUUCCUCAACUCUGAAGAAAUGAAAUCGAUCAUGAACGGUAAACGCCAAGCUCUGUACGGAAUUGAUAUUCUUCGAAAGAUAUGCAACCACCCAGAUUUGACCGAGCACAAGACCUUGUCGAAGAAGCCUGGCUACGUUUACGGUACUGGCACGAAGAGUGGAAAGAUGCAAGUCGUAAAAGCACUCCUCGAAAUCUGGAAGCGCAACGGCCACAAGACGCUCCUGUUUGCGCAGCAUCGGAUCAUGCUCGACAUUCUCGAGCUCUUUAUCAAGAAUCUCAAAGGUUUCAACUACCGCCGCAUGGACGGCAACACCUCCAUCAAGGACCGUCAGACCCUCGUCGACGAAUUCAACAACGAWCCAGACUUGCACGUUUUCCUAUUGACCACCAAAGUCGGCGGGCUGGGAGUAAACCUCACAGGUGCGGACCGCGUCAUCAUUUACGAUCCCGACUGGAACCCCUCCACUGAUGUUCAAGCUCGCGAGAGGGCUUGGAGAUUGGGCCAGAAGCGCGAAGUGGAGAUCUACCGACUCAUGACUGCAGGGACUAUCGAGGAAAAGAUUUACCAUCGGCAGAUUUUCAAGCAGUUCUUGACCAACAAGAUCUUGAGGGAUCCAGGACAGCGACAGACCUUUCAGUUGAAAGAUUUGCAUGAUCUCUUUUCGCUGGGAGAUGCGAGUGAGGGACCCACGGAGACGGGGAGUCUGUUCAAGGGAACGGAGGUGAAGCUCCGCAAGGAAGAGAGUCUCCCAACUCCACCCGAAGAAGAAGAGCAGAACAAAGAAAAGGCACAGGAUCGCGCGGCUGUAGAGGGCAUUUUCGGCAUCGCCCGUCAGGCAGACUUCCAAACUGGAGACGAGGAACAGAGCUCUGCCAACGUUGACGGCAAGGAGUCUAACAGCGGCGAUCGAGUUCUCGCGGGUAUCUUCGCGAGAACAGGUGUGCAAUCAGCUCAAGACCACGACGCCAUCAUCAACGGCCGCAASACGAUCCGUGCCGACCCUGGUAUGAUCGCUCGGGAGGCCAAACGCGUUGCAGCGGAAGCGGCGAAGAGUCUUCGCGAUGCUGGAGAAAUCGCGCGUUCACUGCCUGCAGGUGUACCGACUUGGACCGGCACACAUGGAACYGCUGGUCGCUCGCCGAGUCCACCGCCUCGUGCAAGUCGUGGUGGCCGCGGUGGACGUGGCGGUGCAGGACCCAGUUCCGCUUCUGUCCUUGCAAAUCUCCACAGUCGACAAACAGGUGGCUCGACAUCCGCCGCUUCCUCCUCAUACAAUCCACGGGCCAGAGCUGAGCAUCAGCCCAAAGGAAAGGAGUGGAUCACCAUGAUCCGUGACUAUCUGCGAGCUCAAGGAGGAUCCGCAUACACGCAAAUGCUGAUUGAUCAUUUCAAUCGGUUCUGUGGGACCCCUCAGCGGACGGAGGAGUUCAAGGCUAUGCUCAAGACGAUUGCGACGCUUGAGACUGGUGGUAGUGCAGGCCGGGGUGGGAGAGGGUCUAGAAUGGGCGGUGCGGGAGCGAGGGGUAGAGGAAAGUGGGUGCUUCGAGAGGAGUACAAGUGA